Molecule: messenger RNA, 2124 nt
Organism: Brenthis ino (lesser marbled fritillary)
Lineage: Eukaryota; Metazoa; Arthropoda; Insecta; Lepidoptera; Nymphalidae
Source: the annotation of a GenBank genome assembly
AUGGAGUUUCGCGAGACCUUGUUGGCUGCUCAACGAAAUCAACAAGAAAAGUCAUCUGACAGGACAUUCUACAAGGCCCGUUUUGAUCCACCAAAAAAAGAACAAAAAUGUAGGGAUCGUCUGUCUGCUAAUAUUCAAAAAUUUUUGGCCAAAAAAGAAGAAGAAGAAAGGCAAAAAAAAUUGGAAGCUCAACGAAAAAGGGAGGAACUGAGUGCUAUGCGUGAUCCUAAGGCUUUGAGAAAAAUUCAGAAGACACUUAAAGUUAUUAAAUCAGCUAAUAAAUCAGUGCUAGCUGAUGCAAUGGAUAGAGAACACACUGCAGUAACUAGAGAAGGCCCAGAUCAACCAGACCAGGACGAUUAUGGAUAUGAAUCACAGGAAGCAGCAGCUUUGUAUCAAAAAAUGAUGCAAAAGUAUAGCAAAGUUCCUGAUGAACCAAAGUUUGCACCCGGAGGUAAUUAUGUAAGUAAAGAUAUAAAUGGUACUAGAGAGCGAGUGAAACAUGCUCUACAACAUGAAGAUGAUCCUGUUCCACAUAAGAGAAGACGUAGAACCGAAAAUGGUGAGAGAGAAUUGACGCCGCCCACAAAAUAUGAACCGGAAAGAAAGAAAGAUGAGAAAUCGGAAAAGCCCAAGAUACGGAAACCUGCCCCACCACCAAUGGAUUUCAAUCAAUUAUUGAAACUGGCUGAACAAAAAAAGAGUGAACCAAUAGAAAUAGCUACGAAAAAAGUUGUGGCCGAGCCAGAACCUGAUAGGCUGAUGACAAAGAAGCAAAAACGGGAGUAUGAAGAAGAAAUGGCGCGUCGACAGCGGAGGCAAGAAAGGAUUGAAGCGGCCAAAGCAGGCCGGAAAGUUCCUAGAGAAGAGAAAUCAGAUAAGCCAGACAAAGAAAAAAGAGUAGAACCAUCCAGCUUUGGUCGUAUUCCAAAACUCACGGAUAAGAACUCAUACAAAGAGUUUACUAAGAGUGAUUCACCUAAAACUUAUGAAAGAGAGAAAGACAGAAGCACACAAGAUAGGGAUAGAGAAAGAUUGCAGAGAGAGAAAGAGAGGAUGCGUCUUGACAAAGAAAGAUUCGAUAGAGAAAAAGAGAGAUACGACAGGGAGAAAGAAAGAUACGACAGAGAAAAAGAGAGAUUUGACAAAGAGAAAGAGAAAUCGCGAUUAGAAAAAGAGAAACAUGAGAAAGAGAAAUAUGAACGAGAGAAAGAGAAAUCUGAACGAGAGAAAGAGAGACUAGACAGAGAAAGACUCGAUAAAUUAAAAGCAGAAAGAGACAGAAUAGAUCGGGAAAUGGAGAGACUGAACAGAGAUAGGGAAAGAUUAGAUAAAACGAAAAUAAAACUAGAAAAUAAGUCGUCAGAUAGAAUGAGAGAAAAAAUCGUAGACAGAUCUAAAACGGGCUCGAAGGACCGCGAAGUAAAGAAGAGCAUAGAUUUAAAGAGUCAAAACACAUAUAGAAUAGAUAAGAAUUCUAAUGAAAAGAAACUAAUACCCCAAAAGUCGAUCGACCCAAAAAUGAACGGUCAUAGCAAACCAGUGCCAAAAUUAAAUAAAGACACCAAGGAGGUUACAAAGAAACCUAUAGAGAAUUCCAAAUUAAAUGGUAAUAUUAAGGAUAAACGGUUGUUGGAGUCUAAAUUGCAACAAAAGAGAGCAGACGAUAAGCGGCCAUUACAGAAACCAUCAGCGGGCCCGAGUAAACCAGUUAUGUCUAAUAGUUUUGAUUUCGACAAACAUGUCAAUUCUUUAGGCAAGAAUGGUUCAAAGCAAUACCCGCCCGGGGAUGUGAAAAGAAGAGCGCAAGAUGAUAGGAGAAACAAGAAACGUCGCCCGUUGGAUUCAGAUUCGGAAUACGACUCGGAAAUGGACGACUUUAUCGACGACGCCGAUGAAAAUUUGGAUUACUCGAGACAUAUUAAGGAGAUAUUUGGAUAUGAUAAGUCUAAAUACCGGGACAUGGAUGACGACGACGAUCCCAUGAUGGAGUCGAGCUUCGCGCGGCAACAGAGGGAGGAGUAUAUCAGCAAAAAAAUAGGUAUCAUGGAAGAUUUGGAAGAUAUGAGAAUGGAAGCUAUGCAGAAAAGUAAAAAUAAGAAACGGCGACGGCUAAGUGACGAC